Messenger RNA from Bombus terrestris (buff-tailed bumblebee), 3578 nucleotides. Its product is annotated as potassium channel subfamily K member 18. The transcript is spliced from 7 exons. Gene Ontology annotation, cellular component: membrane. Gene Ontology annotation, biological process: potassium ion transmembrane transport; stabilization of membrane potential. The record is from RefSeq and is a predicted model, not a curated record. Bases 1896 to 3464 code for a protein of 522 amino acids. NCBI's taxonomy places the organism in Eukaryota, Metazoa, Arthropoda, Insecta, Hymenoptera, Apidae. Gene Ontology annotation, molecular function: potassium ion leak channel activity.
GACGAAGAAGACAGUCUACCAGAGGAAUCACGCUACGUUUACGGUGGGGGAGUAACGUUAGAAGGGGUGGAAGCGGCAGGAGAGGCUGCUGAAACGGGGCUGCGGCGUUCCUUCAUGCGGCGAUCUGGCCACACGAGGCCGCGCUGGCGCAGCAACCUCCUUCUCUACUACGUUUGCGCGUUCUGCACCCUUCUACGGGGUGCGUCCGUGCCGGCAACGCUGUUCAUGGACGGCAGACAGUUUCCACGGCACUCGACGAACGCCGUUCCCCGUCCAGUCGUGACGAAGCAUUCCAUUCGACCCUUGAAACCGCGACGAUAUCGCGUCUGUGACCCAACAAGUCCACCAAAUCAUCUUCUCGUCCUCGUCGUCGACUCUCAAUCGCUAAAAACGCGAGAAUCUUUUUGCAAGAAGCAUCAUCGUGGCUCGAACACGCGACUAGCAUACUCGGAGGAUGCUGCAAGCAACGUGCAGCAACGUGGCAAGCUUCUGAAGCAAGAUCUCUUCCAGUGGAACCUCCGUUGGAUCAUCUCGUCUCUCCCUGGAUCUGCUCGUUUCUUCCUGGCUCUUCCUACUUGUACGGGCUCGCGGAGAUGAUUCUCCGGAAGAUUUAACUUUCUCGUCGAUACAGCCCGUGUAUUCUACCGGGAAAAACCAGUUUGGUGAAGUAAAUUGUUCGUCGGAGGAAGAUUUCGAUGGUCGAACCGGUUGCUUGAGACGAAUAACAGAUGACAGGGUCGCGGAUCGAUGUAAACGACGAACAGGCUCCGGGCUCCUCGAUCGCAUCUGAAAGGUGGUGGCGAAGGGCGAAAUAGCCGAGACGUGCACGGUUGAUCGACUUAUCGAAACGAAGAUCCCUGUGUCUCGGGAAAAAACUCGCGACAGUACGAGAUGAGAAAUAAGAGAAGCUUCGGCUACUUCUAAAUAAGAAGCGUACUUUAAGAGGAUUCUACGAGUGUUCUCUGAGAGGACUCUAUAAGUGUUCUCUGAGAGGAUUCUGUAAGUGUCUCUUGCACAUCAGAUUCGAAUCAGACAGAUUUCCAGAUCCGUCCGAAAGAAGCGAGUUACAAAAGAUUUUAAGGAAGCCAGGUAUAAUUAAGAAGCUCCUGAUGUACUUGUGAGCUCAGGUUUCUAUGAGAUUUUUAAUUAGACGAGAAAAGGAAGAAUCUUCUAUGUAACGAUCGCGGUCAAACGAAGUUUUACGAGAUCUUUUAUUUGAAGAGAAAGGAAGGAAUUAUCUAUGUAAAGAUUGGAUCGGAACAAUUCGAGGAGCCGAAGGAAAAGUUUGUUACGCGUCGGUGAGGCGAUAUGCCCGGCGAUACGACUGUGGGAAGUUGAGGACUGGCUUGAUACGGGGCGAUCGCUGCCAAGUGCAGUGGCACGAUCUCGGUAACAUGGUCGACGACGACGGCGACGACGACGACAACGACGACGACGACGACGAUGACGACGACAACGACAACGACAACGACAACGACAACGACAACGACAACGACAACGACAGCGACAACGACAACGACAACGACAACGCGGAGGACGUUGGUGUGCGCUCGCGACGUCGGCGUGCGCUCGCGACGUCGGCGUCGACAUCGUCGUUGGCCGUAGCACAGUCGCGAAAGGAGGGAUGCCACGACGACCCACAUUCCGUCGAAUUUAAUUUCAUGCCUUAUCUCUGGUAACCACGGUACAAUGCUUCAACUGGGGCGGCUGCGAAUCCUUCUAUCUUACCCUUGCUUGCCAGCGCACCAAAUGGACGAGGCUCGAGGGAGGAUAGUGGAACGAUAGGAGGCGACCGGUUGCGGCUGCAGCUGCGGCGUCGGUCGCUGCACCUGCAGCUGCAGCUGCGGCGACGAGGAAGCUGCCGGUAGCAGCGUGCAGACGGUGGCUAAAACAUAAUGCAGAGCACAGGCGACUACUAUCAGAGGGCGCCGAGAUGCUGUCCAGGAAGGAACGCGAACGCAAACGCGGACGCGUUGAGGAUCAACGCUUCUGUCCGGGGAGCGGAGUUGUUGUGCUGUUGUUGUAGCUGCAGUACGGCAACAUCUACCAAGACACCGGGAUUACUGGCCAGUCUGGGUGUCUGCGUACUCGUGCUGGGUUACACGCUGUUGGGCGCGUUCGCGUUCAUGGCGCUGGAAGGUGGCCUCAAGUCGGAUUCGGCGAACGACCUGCUCGUUCCCGGUUCCAAAAACGAAGGAGGAUCGUACGUGGUACCCAGUAUCGAGGAUGACACUGCGGCGAUGGAACUAAGAGCGCGCACCGUUGAAAGGCUCUGGAGUAUCACAGAGGACUUGAACGUGUUGUACAAGGAAAACUGGACACGAUUAGCAGCCAGGGAAGUGUUCGAAUUUCAGGAGAACUUGGCACGAGGUCUCAGGAGGACUUCCUCGCAGUACGAGCCGAUGGGAUCAUCCUCUCGCUCCAGGGACCAUUCCAUGGACAGAAGAUCACAUAGAAAAUGGACCUUUAGUGGCAGUUUAUUGUAUUCCUUGACGCUGAUCACCACUAUUGGAUACGGUAGCGUGGCACCUCGCACAGUCUGGGGUCGUUUAAUCACAAUAGUGUACGCUCUGGCUGGAAUUCCCUUAAUGCUGGUCUAUUUAAGCACGGUGGGCGAUGUUCUCUCAAGGAGCUUCCGUCGUUUGUAUGGCAGAUUGUGCAGGCCUCGAAAUUGCACCAGGAAGCAACAACCGCCGCCACCGCCACCUCCUGUAGGUGGCAUGAUGAGCAAAACCUACAGAUAUGAUAACCAUGUCGACUCGAAAUCUGGAAAUUACUAUUCAGCUAGCAGAGAAAGCUCCUGCGACGAUCUAGGAACCAGAGGCACCAGCAGUGCCAUCUUGUUGGACUGUGGAAGCGAGGGACUGCUUCAUGCUACCACCAGCUCCACCGCAGCGCUUCAGGACGUAACAUCAGGAAACAGUAAACGUCAUUUUCACCCGUGUUCGCUGUCCCUGUCGACGAACUCGUCGCCAGGUUACGUAGUGGAAACGAAUCCCGUGAGGAUACCGAUCAGUCUCUGUCUAGUAAUCAUGCUGAUCUACAUAUGCGGUGGCGCGGUGAUGUUCAAUCGUCUGGAGGGUUGGAGUCUCUUGGAAGGUGGCUACUUCUGCUUCACCAGCCUCGGAACGAUCGGUUUCGGCGACCUGAUGCCCGUUGGACGAAAUGCCGCGUCCGCCACCCUGGAGGAACUCAGCCUGUGCGCCUGCUCGCUCUACAUACUCGCCGGGAUGGGCCUGAUCGCCAUGUGCUUCAACCUCGUCCAGGAGGAGGUGGUACGCGUGGUCAGGGUCUUCGGUAGAACCUGCGGCAUGUCGUCGGGGGUGGUGGUCGGACCUAUCGGUGGUACAGGUGCCGGUCCUGGGCUCAAGGCCGACCUGGACGACGGAGGAGGCACCAGUGACUCGCGAUUGUCCGAACAAGAAGAAGAAGCGAUCGCCAUGUCCAUGGUGCCAACCUCCUGACAACAUCAGGCCAGGAGUCCCGGGGAUGGGAAACUCCUGGCCCACGCGUCCAACACUGCCAUAAAACCAUCGCCUGGUCAUCAUUCUCUACCACGAAAGAAAACGCCGUCUGAA